GUUCACCAGAGGAGUGGCUGAUGAGUAUGAAACCUCUCAAGUAAACAAAAAACUUCAUACCAAGGAAUCGAUGCAGUCAAAGCAAGGCGGUUGGAGGCAAGGGACGUUAAGGCUUUCCAGAAACAGGAAUGAUGUCUCCAACCACACUUGAUGCUUCAAGAUGGGAAUCCCUGGGCUGGUAUACUGCAACACUGAAAGUCUGGAUUCGUUUUAUUUUUCUUCAUGAAUAUACAUCUUUUGUGGCUUGGUGGUUAAUCUGUGUGCCCAUCCUUGUGGGAGUGGCAUUUGCCCUCAUUGUAUACAUUGUAAUAAGUGCAAUUUCACUUUUUAUGUUUAUAUACAAGAAAAUAAAUAAUGCACCUGAAGACAUGCUCAGCAAAGUAUGGGAUAAACCAAGGCACAUACUUUCAUAUCUCGGGGCUACAUGUGGGAAGAUUUUGCAUGGUUAUGAGAUUAUUGGAGUGGAGAAUAUACCAGAAGGACCUGGGAUUAUUGUUUUAUAUCAUGGCGCUAUGAGUUAUGACUAUAGUUUUUUUGCAAGUAACAUGUUUCUACUGACAGGGAGAGUCUGUCAUUCUGUGGUCGAUAAUAAGUUGUUUACUGUACCAGGUCUAAAAGGCUACUUAGAACUGUUUGGUUGCAUUCCUGGCAGCAGAGCUAAAGGUGUUGAAAUCCUGAAAAAAGGCCAGUUAUUGGGGGUUGUACCUGGUGGAAUGAAAGAAGCAUUAUUUGGUGACAACUACUAUCAACUGAUGUGGGGUAACCGUACAGGUUUCGCCCAUGUGGCUUUAGAAGCUAAAGUGCCCAUCAUUCCCAUGUUUACACAAAAUAUUCGUGAAGUUGGCAGAACAUUUGGGAAUACACGAUUUACAAGAUGGCUACAUGACAAAACUCGAUGGUUUUUCCUUCCCAUUAUUGGAUACUUUCCUGUCAAAUUACGUACAUAUCUUGGAGAACCCAUCCCGUAUGAUCCGAACAUAACUGCAGAAGAACUAGUACAAAAGACAAAGACUGCUAUUGAAAACAUCCGUGAUAAACACCAAAAAAUACCAGGAAGUAUCUUAAGAGCUCUUUCGGAACGAUUUGAGAAACAUCAUAAAGAGAACUAGCUGUCACACAUUUUAUGCACUUGUCUGUUUCAUUAGCCAAAUGUCCAAAUAAAAUAUUCAUAACUCUG
Molecule: messenger RNA, 1177 nt
Organism: Anolis carolinensis (green anole)
Lineage: Eukaryota; Metazoa; Chordata; Lepidosauria; Squamata; Anolidae
Product: monoacylglycerol/Diacylglycerol O-acyltransferase
Exons: 7
Coding region: 129-1109 (326 amino acids)
Molecular function (GO): acyltransferase activity
Source: RefSeq, a predicted model, not a curated record